Messenger RNA from Paraglomus occultum, 2022 nucleotides. NCBI's taxonomy places the organism in Eukaryota, Fungi, Glomeromycota, Glomeromycetes, Paraglomerales, Paraglomeraceae. The record is from the annotation of a GenBank genome assembly.
AUGCAGAGCAAUUUUGUUGCUAGUUUUAAUAUUUACUUUCUAAUAGUAUUAUUGUGCGUGACAGCAGUCACAGCAAAUUUAGUCAAACCGUUUACAUCAUCGGCCCGACCAGCAACGAUUGAAAAAAGAUAUCGUCCAUUUCUACCUGUCGACAGUCCGACUGAGCAACUUACACAUAGCCUCAGGAAUUGCGGAGGAUCGAUACAAUUUACAGAGUUCUACCUCAUUAGUAGCCCGGAUACAUUAUCUGCAUAUCUCUUUACAGAAAAUGCAGUAACGUUGGGUAAUGCUACAGUGACGUUAAGUUAUCAACAAGAUCCAAAAAUUUUAUUGUUGCCUAUGGACGACAAUACACUUCACAUUGUUGAUAUACCAUGCGGUAAAGGCAACAGUGGGAAUGAAAAAUGGAAAUGUGAAGUUGCAAUUGGAUCACCCACUACAUUUCUCUUUUCUUAUAACAAAAAUGCCGACACAGACGACUCGCUUGGCAAACUUUAUCAAGCUACCCACAACGACAUCUUUGCGAAGUUUUACCUACACGAUAACUUUAAUACCGAUCUUACGGGUUGCGCCGUAAUUCCCAUUGGCAAUGCCGAUUGGCCCUCCUCGGUGUCAGGCAACGUCACAAAUGUGAUUAACAUUCCCUUCAUAGUCGGUGCAAUUAUCGUUUUGGCCGUUGGUGUGGUACAACAGAUCACCGCAAUGCAGGCACAGUUAACCAAAGCGCUUGCCAAAAAGAAAGUGACUAAAAGACAGAAAAAGGAGGAAUCCGCAGAGGACGAAACCGCAAAGGAUGGGGCCGAACUAGGUAGAGAACCGGCCAAACAAGUCCCAUUAUCAGCACAAAUUCCUUCCGUAUAUGAUAUUUUUCGUGCUGCUCAGUUUGUCGUAAGCAAUGCUCUGCUCUCAUUGUUUUGUCUCCCACCCUUGUUCCGGGACAUAUCGGUCAAACUUGCAUGGUUUAGCGGUGUACCUUCAAGCGGCUUUAAUGGUACCUUGUCAAAAAUCGCGGACGACAAAAUUCGGGGAGGAAUAUGCAACACGCUCGUCAAUGGCUGUUCGGUUAACGUGGAGAACUUAACUAUGUCAACAUUUUGCAGACCACAGUUGAAACCGCUCUCUUCUGGGUUCACGUCUUUCGGAGAAAUGCUAAACAUUCCCAGCUAUAAUAUGUUCUUCAUGGUGUUCAUCAUAUUCUGUAUAGCGUUGGCGUGUGCAGUAGGUGCUGUCCUCAUCCUUGUGUUAGUAUCACGUUUGCUCAAACAUUGGUGGGGAAAAUGGCCCAUUUUGGAAAAAUGUUGGAAUAACAUUCCUCUUUUGUUCAUUGGUGGAGCGUUGCGAGUGGUGCUCCUGUUUAACAGCCCGCUCACACUUUUUGCCGUCUAUCAACUAACACUUCAUUUCGACUGCUGGUUCUUGCGUUUUCUUGCUGCACUUUGUAUUGCGUUUUUCACUUUUGGCAUCACCGGCUUUUGUACGUUCAGAAUUAUGCGGGACAUGUACUUUAAUCCAGACGCGUUCAAGACACCAGUUCACGAAUUCGUUUACGGUGCCUUUUACACGCAGUAUACGGAUGAUGAAGGGAAAGACCCAAAAAAGACACGCAUAUGGUUUUUCAUUUUCACGACCGCUUAUGACAUGGUUCGAGCUAUCGGUAUCGGAGCUGCUCGCGUAAGCGGUACCGCACAAACAAUCUAUUUGAUUGUUAUCGAAACACUAUUCUUCCUGUCACUUCUACUUUUUAAGCCUUAUAUGACAUGGUUGAUGAACGCAUUGAAUAUAUUCAUAUCUUUUUUGAGAAUUGCGGUUAUGGUCCUGUUGUUCCCAGGAUUGAGCAAAUGCACAACUAGUGUGUUUAAAUAUGUUGCGCUCGGAUUCGAAGGCAUUAUUUCUUUAUUGUUAUUUGUCGUGAUCGUCAUAAAAGUGGCUAAGGCUCUUGGAAAAUAUUGUUGCUCAUCUAAAAAAGAUACUGAUGCAACCGAGGAUGAUGAUACGGCGGAAAUCGAGAGCGACUCAAUUUAG